AUGAAGAAGCUGGUCUGCGCGGUACAAACAUACGACUGGGGUCGCCCGGGCAGUGCCAGUGAGGUGGCAAAUUUGAAACGUGCAGCCGACACGCAUUUCGUUAUUGAUGAAAAAAAGCCCUACGCUGAGCUUUGGAUGGGUGUGCAUCCCAAUGGGCCAUCUAAAAUUGCUUCGAACGGGAAACUGUUGUCCGAAGAAAUUGCAAUCGCAAAAUCAUCCCUGGGAGCUCACGAAGGUGGAACACUUCAGUUUUUGUUCAAAGUGCUCUCCGUGAAUAAGGCACUUUCCAUACAAAGCCAUCCCGACAAGGUUUGUGCAGUUUCUGUCCCUUAA
Molecule: messenger RNA, 333 nt
Organism: Gongylonema pulchrum
Lineage: Eukaryota; Metazoa; Nematoda; Chromadorea; Rhabditida; Gongylonematidae
Source: the annotation of a GenBank genome assembly